GAAGGCAGCCUGUGUGUAAAUGUAUAUAUUCCGCCAGGUGUGCCGCCACGAGCAACGAGUGUUGUCCACGUUAUCGGGAUUGUUCACGUAUCUCUACAAUCUACCCCGUGAGACGAUAAGGCGAGAGAGCAUUACCUGUUCGUCAUAAUGGUGUGAUAGGGUGUCAGUGCGUCCAAGUCCCCCGCGGCGGACAGGUGUGCACGUGGCGGUUCCCUCGUGCCUUCGUCACCGGAACUCGCUCGGCCAGCUUCCAUUUAUCAGUCUCAUUUCCACAACAAACACCGGCCGGAUAGUUUUCCGUGUUUGUGUCAGUGUGGCUUUGUUCCUCGUGGCGGGAGGAGGUUGGGUUACACGUGGCGGCUGGUGGGGGCUGAAGGUGUGACGUGAGGCGCCUCGUGGUCCGGCGGAACAGGAACGUGUUUUGGCGUUUCGUCCUGACGUGGGAGCGGCUGCUGAAGGGGCGAUGUGUUGGGGGUGGGCCGGGUCGUGUUAACGUGUGCGCUUUCAGUGUAUUGCCGAUUUCUAAGUAGGCCUAUCGCAAGCAGACGAGAUGGAACGUCACCGAAGCAAACCGAUGUAUCCAGAGGAGGAGACCACAGAAGACGAGGAGGAGGAAGAAGAGGAGGAGUAUUUGCCGGAGGAGGAGCUGGUGGCUCGAGUUCGCACCAAGAGGGUCAGGUGCUGCGUGUGCCAGAGCGACGACGAGCGCGAGGUAGAGCACGCGUUCGGCGAGGCGAGCGACCUGAUGGGCACAGCAGCACCCAGCAGGAGACACAGGAGGUGCUGCUGCUGCUGUCGCUGGCGCUGUCUGCUGAUAAUGAUGAUGCUGAGUCUACUAACAUUGCUGGCCCUGUGGGCGUGGUGGGAUAACGUCGUGCACAGCGCCGUCGUGGGCGCGCUGGUCAUGAAGGAAGGCUCUCAGAAGGACGACGUGUGGAGGAAGUCGGAAAUCAGGGUUCUGUACAGCGUCCGAGUGUUCAACCUGACGAACCCGAAGCAGUUCAUGGCCGGCGAUCGGCCGAGGGUGCAGGAAAUUGGCCCUUAUGUAUACACUAUGAAGGAAGUAAAAGAAAAUGUGGUUUUCCAAGCGGACGGAACCGUGCGCUAUCAGGGCAGGCCACUUUACUUCUUCGAGCCGGAACUGUCCGCCGGGUCGGAAGACGACGUUGUUUUCACGGUCAACAUUCCCUUCGUCAACGCCGCCGACAUGGUGAAGGGCGAUGGGACCGCCAAGACCAUCCUCAAAAUCAUCAAGAAAAUCCACGGGUUCGAGACGCUCAGGCAGCUCACCGUCGGGGAACUGCUGUGGGGUCACAAGUCGCGUUUCCUGGACUGGGCGAGGAGGCUGCAGGAGCUGCCGUACCCGCACCAGCUAUUCGGCCUCCUGACGGGCCUCAACAACACCUUGCAGCCGCCCUACGUGAUGCACACCGGGGAGGGUGACCCGAGCAAAAUGAACAAGAUAAUGGCGUGGAACAACCAUGAGCGUCUCGAUUUCUGGUUCGACGACGUCUGCAACAUAAUCCGCGGGACGGAUGCCAAUGGCUUCGCUCCAGGCCUGUCCGUAAACGAUACCCUCUACAUAUUCAACGGGCAGCUGUGUCGCUCGAUCCCCCUGGUGUACAACAGCACCGUCCAGAGCGGCGGCCUCGAGGCCUAUCGCUUCGUGCCGCCGGAGAACAUCUUCUCGUACGGGCGAGCCAACCCCGAGAACUCGUGCUAUUGCGGCCCUCAGGGAUGUCCUCCGAGGGGCGUCCUGGACAUGAAACCCUGCUACUUCGGGGCUUCGGUGGGCUUCUCCUUCCCUCACUUCUACAACGGCGACCCGAAACUCCGUCACGUGGUCAGAGGCCUGAGACCGGACGAGAAGAAGCACCGGACGGAGUUCGACAUCUAUCCGGACCUCGGGGUUCCUCUGCGAGUGAAGCUCCGCAUGCAGAUGAACGUGAUGCUGGACCGCAGCCAGGCCCUUGAGCGCGCCCGCCACUUCGACGUGGUCCUCCCCAUCUUCUGGUUCGAAGUGGGCGUGGACUCCCUGCCUGGCGAGGUGGUGGGACUUCUCAAGCUGGCGCAGAACCUGCCUCCCGUCGUCAAGACUACGAGCGUCACGCUGUGCACGGCCCUCACCCUCAUCUUCCUGAUGCUGCUUCUGGCGCAAACGGUGGCGGCGUGGUGCGGCUGGGGCUCUUCGGGCGCCAGCAAGCGCCCCCACACGCCCGAGCACCUCCCGGCCCACCACCACUAUCGGACGUCGACGCCGCCGUGGGACUUCGAGGACAUGCACAAGCCCAGAAACGGCUCCCCGAACGGCUACAAGGAGCCGCUGGCCGCCGGCCUUCCUCAGCCCGGCAUAGACAUCCCGAUCAUCGACGACCACACCUUGCUCCCUCCCUACCGCCGGCGGGACACUUCCGACUCGGCGAACGUCUCGGCGCCGCCCUACGAGGACGACAACGACCACGACCACGACCACGACCAUGACCAUGUUGACGGCGACCAGAUCCCUCCGCCAUACAGCCCGGGGCCGCAGCAGCGCACGCCGUCCACGGUGUCAGUCGAGAUCCACACGACAGCCUCCGACGACGACCUCCCCGACCUCCCUGUGGAUCCUCCGCUCAUGCACACGGUGCCCUUGGACCAGUGUCCGCCCGAGUACGACGAGGCGACGGAGGACCUCCCCCCUCCUGAGGACCUCGACGAGCCCCAGAAAGUGACGCCGUCCACGCCUCCGCCGCAGCCGGGCGAGGCCGUCGUGGCGCCCUUGGCACGUAUCGACGAGACGCGCAUCGACAGCAGCUCGGGGCCGUCCAACCCGCCGACGCCUCCCCAGCGCCCCCCGAGGUCUCCCAAAUCGCCGAGACGACAAUCGCCGUCUCGUUCGACGCCCUCGCCGAGGCCGACGGCGCCGCUGGCGACCUCAAGUCCCCACGGGUCCAACGGUGUUAGUGCUAGUCGGAGCGAUCUGCCGCCGCCCCUCGAGUCGGACUUAUGAGGGGCGUGGACAGUAAUUCACUUUUCUCUUAUAAUUUUCAGUUAUCGCCAUUGGCCGGGCACAAACUGCGCUAGAGUGUGCACGUUGCCUGGCCGAUAGAAAGCUUACACAAUUGAAGAAAAGCUUAGAUAGCAAUUAAGUGCUUUCCUGCCAUAAGUAUUCAUGAUUCGCUGUGAUCUUACAACAUGACAAUCAUUCGUCCUGCGUUUGCGCCGAGGACCCUGCUCUCCUUGGGAUUCAGUCAAGUUGCUCACACAGUUGCCAUACUGUUGUUCAUAGGCAUUAUCAACUGCGGUUCCAUGUCAUUCCUGACCUACGGGUUUCCCUCUGUGUAUUAUUAUUCUGGCCAAGUGCAACAAAGAGGACCAUUCGUACUGUGGCUUCCGGCUGUAGGCUAUUUCCGUGAAAGGGGAAUGAGCUGUCAAUGCAGGACGAUGUCUGUGGCAUCAGCUUGAUUUUUUUUUUUUUGGACAUUUUCUGUCGAGUAUUUUUUUUUUUUUUUUUUUUCGUCCCAAAACGAAAGACAUGUUUUCAUUCACCUUUUCCCACUACCUUUGAUCUCAUUCUUUGUUCAUCCAUGUGUAAUGAGGAAUUUUUUUUCUCUCUCUCUCUCUCUCUCUCUCUCUCUCUCUCUCUGUUAUUCCAUCUCAUCUGAUCACAUUUUAGUUUGAACAUUCUUUUCCUAUCAUUUCUAAAGGUUGUGCUUCAGAUUUUUAUUAAUCUUUUUUUAAGUUCAGUAAAAACUGUAAAUAGAAAAAAACGACAGCGUGGCUUCAGAUCAAAGAUUUUUUAGGUGAAGUCAUUAGGUGUAAAGGGCAUUCACACAAAUUUGACAUAUCAUACUCGACCGGUAUGAUCUACAUAUAUUAAUAGCAAGAACUUCCAAGACUGAAUGUAUUUAAGUAUGUUCACGGACAUAGAAUAGGAAUCUAAUAAAGGAAGAAGAAUGACAAAAAAGUCACAAUUAUAUAUAAAACAAAAUAAAAAAGUUAACAGUAUUUGUGAAUGAGAUAUGUAUAUUCUUGCUCACGUAUUGAAACCUUUUAUGGUUCCUGCAAUAUCCAGUCAUGUGUCUUUCAUAUCUCUCUUAUCCUGAUUGCGUCAUCCUAUCCUGCAACAGCUAUCAUAGGAUCGGCCAGUGUAUCCUAACACACCUUCUAUAGGAAUGAAUGCGGUUAUUUGGUAGAUUUAUAAACGAAUAUCUACUGUGGAGAGAUAUUUUUUGCCGAGGUUUUAUUAUCGUUUAUAUAUAUGUAAGAUUUUUUUUUUUGUGAUGGUGUUAUGUUGUGAUAGGAAGAGUGUAAGGCGUCUUUUUAACACGUGGAAGUGAGAUGUGAAAUGUUUAGGAAUUUGUGAAGAACGAUUAACAAGAAGUGACUUAUUUCGUGUCCUCCUGAUUUUAAAAGAAAAAUUGUGAUGUACAUUUCUCAACUUACCCUUCCUUUCAUGAAUGAACGUUGAAAACUAAUGACGUGUACAAUUGGCAUCACUGUAUCCCUCCAUGAAAUUCCAUAGGCCUAUACAGUAUUAUGUUCCUGAUUAUCCAUCUUGAAACGCCUAGUAUCCUCAGCUGUUUUAAUAGUCUACAUUUUUCUCUAGUACAUAUUGUAGUUGAACGCUUUCGCCAUGUUUUUUCCUUAUUUGUUUUCAUGUAGGAUGUGAUCUUCAAUUCAUAAUAUUUCUCCGUCUGUAGGAAUUGCUUACAAAACAAAAAUAGCCUAUGUGAUUUCAUUACCUUUUUUUUUCAUUAUCAACGACCAAUGAUUUUUAUAUUUAUAUCAUAGUCUGCUUUAACAGUAUCUUUGUAUGUUCAUAUUCUCCAGUAUUUUAGUGCUGUACAAUGCACACCAUACAACCAAGGGACACAUAUCACCAGGUUAUACCAUAUAGCAUACAUUUUGCUUCAUAUAUGUAUCUAUGUAUCAUGUUUAUAUUAUUUAAUCUACGUUGGUGAGUCAUUUGUGCCUUAUCUCUUGUAAGGAUUACUGUUAUAUAUAUUUUUGAUAACUGGAAUAUAACUGUCUUAUUGUUUGUGUAUAAAAGUGAACUUUGUU
Molecule: messenger RNA, 5046 nt
Organism: Penaeus chinensis
Lineage: Eukaryota; Metazoa; Arthropoda; Malacostraca; Decapoda; Penaeidae
Product: scavenger receptor class B member 1-like
Exons: 2
Coding region: 551-2992 (813 amino acids)
Cellular component (GO): cytoplasm; membrane
Molecular function (GO): scavenger receptor activity
Source: RefSeq, a predicted model, not a curated record